Messenger RNA from Phoenix dactylifera (date palm), 2637 nucleotides. Its product is annotated as protein NEOXANTHIN-DEFICIENT 1. NCBI's taxonomy places the organism in Eukaryota, Viridiplantae, Streptophyta, Magnoliopsida, Arecales, Arecaceae. The record is from RefSeq and is a predicted model, not a curated record.
GUUUCCUUGUCCAGGGUUUCACUGGGAUCCUCCCGUAGAAUUCGUUUUGCCAAAUUGAAGAUGAGUUUAGAGCUUUUAUUUCUCCACUUUGGCUCCUGAGUAGGGUUUCUAAGUUUCUUGCCCAAAUGACCAUUGUUCUACUCUUUUUUUUUUGGUAAUUUAUGAUGUUUUAUGGUGAAAAAAGGAAAUCUUUGCCGACUAGAAUUAAUUAAUCAUAGUUAUAAUUAGUGUAUUUGUUAUGCUUGCACCCUUUUUCAGUAAAAAAAAAAAAAAGCUUACUUUUUUUGCAUUGAAGUACUAAACAAGCUAAGGUUUCUGAUUUCGAGUAGUUGUUUUUGUACUGAGGAGUAUUGACAGGAAGGUGGGAGGAGUAAUUAAUAACACAGCUUUGCUAUUUCUUCCCAUCUCUUAAUUAUCAACAGAAUGGAAUUUUUUUGGAUAGAAAAAGUGGUCCGGUAGUGCCAAAAAUUGCAGACUGGUACUGCUAAGGUGUUGAGGCUUUCAUUUGUUUCCCAUUCAUUUUAAGGACUCGUUUGGUUUGCGGAAAGAAUUUUUCUUUACUGUAAUUUUUUUUUUUUUUGGGGGGGGGGAGGGGGAGGGGGAAGCUGAUGCCUAAAUAUAUGAUGCCCGAGAAAUAAUUGUUGCAUGCUUGGUUGACCAUGGGAAGUGGCAUAUUUCAGAAUGGCUUAUAUUUGGUUGAGCAUCUAUUUUUAUGAGAAAGUUAUGUAAACUACUUGUUAUACCUUUAAUCAAGGGAAAUAUCUUAUCCUAUUUUAUCUAAAAAUUUAAGGGUAUAUUUGGAAAAAAUUAUGCCAAUUCCCAGUUGGUAGGAAUUAGACUUUUUCAUGUCCCGCAUGGGUUUUUCUAUCCCAUGAAAUAUGAAAUCUUAUUCUCAUGGGAAUGGGAAUGCUACUUUUCCAUCUUUCUCUUUUGAAAACUCUUGCCAAGCAUGAGCUAUUUCUUCAUUUUCCCGUGAACCACACUUUUCCCCCACCUCUUCCUACGAACCAAACGAGUCCUAAAUUUUACAUUUUGCACUGGACUAGAAUAUAGAGGUGUCAUGAGUCUUCGAGGCUUCUACAUGUUAUGUCAAAUGCUUGUUUUGUACAUGUCAAUCAAGGUUCUUUGAGAUUGUGGUUCUAUAAGCAUUUGACGGCGAGUCCAUAAAUUGGGACUGCAGAUUUCAUUGUUCAUCAUAUUUGCUAAAGACUGUUUUAUUGUCAUUGUUCCAAAACUUUUAAUUUUAACAUAUGAGCCUGGUGGACUAAGUUUAGCAGGAUGAGUACAAUUUUGGUCAAAUUGAUUCUAGAAAUUCUUUUUGUUAGAAUUCCAGCCUCAUCUUUUAAGUUCCAUUUUUUAGCAGUUCUAUGGUACUAUUGCAUCACCUGCUGUUCUUUUUUCAACUUUGCCAACCUGUCCCCUUUAUGAGACUAAAAGUCCAGCUCUGAAUCAACUGAACGAUUUGCCUUUUGGAUGUGGAUUGGAGAUUGAUGGAAGCUGCAGAAAGACCUUCUUCUGGUUACACCCUUGGGCCACCAUGGUUAUUUAAAGGCAGUGCUCUAUACCAACUUCAUCUCGUGAAAGCAGAAACUGCUCGGGCUUUCAUUCCAAAGGAGUUAAGACUAGUUGAAGCGUUUGGGUAUACCCUUGGUGGUCUCUUCCUUGCUCACUAUGAUGACAGCCCAGCUGGAAGGUUUGAUGAGCUCGUGGUGAUUGCUGGCAUCGUAUGGAACCCACCGACUUCAUGCGCAUGGGCUGCUAGAGUACUUGUGAAUAGUUAUGAGGCUUGCGGGCAUGGCCGAAAGGAAAUAGGGCUUCCAAGCCAUGUUGCGGUAUUCUCAAAGAGAAAAAUGGAAAUAAUGGAGAAAUCAUCAAGCAGACAGAGCAGUUUCCUAAACAUGAUUGGCAUGAGUUCUGCUUACUGCAAGUCAAAGGAGCAUGGUGAGAUCCAAGUAUCAGAAAUUAAGGGCUCUUCCCAAAUGUCCAUAUGUAACAUCAAUUUGCCGUUUGUUGUGCCGAAAUCUAAAACAAAUGAGAAAUGUAUGGGUCCUAUGAUCAGAAUGUCACUUCCGAGCUUUAGUGGCCAAACCGAACACAACCCCCAGCUUCUUAAGUACUCCUGCCAGAUUGAAUGCAGGUCUGCAUUAACUGUGAUAUGACUUAUCUUUAUCAAGGGUGCGAGUGGUGGAGACUGCUAAAAUAUCAAGGCCAAAGACUAUUGACGCUGAUGAUGACCAUAACACCAAUAUUAGCAAUCAAGGUUCCAAAUGUUUUGCUGAAGAUGAAGCACGGAACCGAAGCAUUUCGGUGUUGCUAUCAAGACCCAUCAUGGCUUUGGAGUUCAACUUUCUAAAGAUGCAGGUUGAAGCUCCCACUGUCGUGGUUCCUCACUGUAAGAAGAAUCAACUGGAAGAAUCAAGAUCUCACUAAAUCAAUAUUCAGAGCAUUUUAUUUUACAAAAUGUCUUUAAUUGUUCGUCUUUGCCAUUUGUUUGUGUGGUGAUAUUUUUUCACUAAAGUGGAAAUUCAUUAGAUGCAUAAAAUAGCCGAUGAUAUAACAUGCUUUGGCUAUGACUAUUGUUGACUCUGGUGGUGUUUUGCUAAUAGUAAGUAAUUUUAACACUCAGGUAUUCCACAA